ACAUUCUUCAAAAGAAGGCGAGAAACGGUGUCAACUUCCUGUACACGAAGUCUGCAGUUUUUCUGACAUAAAUUCUUCAAUUUUGGUGUUGUACAAACUGGAAAUCGAAUAGUUGUCUUAUAAAUGCCAAAAGUUGUCUUUUUGCACCCAGAUCUGGGUAUUGGUGGAGCUGAAAAGGCCGUUGUAGAUGCGGCGCUUGCAUUAAAGUCUCGGGGUCAUGAAGUUGAGUUUGUGACAGCUCAUCACGACCCUAGCCACUGCUUCAAAGAAACUCGCGAUGGCAGUUUUAAAGUUACUGUUGCGGGUGACUGGUUACCAAGAAGUAUUUUAGGACGUUUUUAUGCUGUUUGUACAUAUGUACGCAUGGUGUAUGCAGCAGUAUAUCUGGUUUUCUUCAGUGACAUUGCUUUUGAUAUUGUUUUCUGUGACCAAAUAUCAGCAUGUGUGCCAAUACUGAAAUGUUCAAAAGGAAAAGUGUUAUUUUACUGCCAUUUUCCUGACAUGUUACUUGCCAAGAGGGACACUCUUUUGAAAAGAAUCUACAGAGCGCCUAUAGACUUGUUAGAGGAAUGGACAACUGGGAUGGCACACGUUAUUCUUGUGAACAGUAAAUUUACUGCAUCUGUCUUCCAAAACACAUUUAUGUCACUGGGCAAAUGUAAACCAUCAGUCCUGUAUCCUAUACCGGACUUCACAGCAUUCAAUAAGCCAGUGGAUGAACCUGUCGAUGAUCUUCUACCCAGCAAUAAAAAACUUGUAUUCCUGUCUAUCAACAGAUAUGAACGCAAGAAAAAUUUAUCACUGGCAAUACAAGCGUUUGGACAACUGAAGGAUAAGAUCUCAAAAUCUGAAGGCGACAGGAUUCAUUUGAUAAUGGCGGGUGGUUACGAUGAAAGAGUUACUGAAAACAAGGAGCAUUAUCUAGAGCUUAGACGUCUGUGUGAUAAAUUAGGUAUCAAUGAAGAUGUGACAUUCCUACGUUCCAUUAGUGACAUGCAGAAACGAGUACUGCUCGAAAACUGUGAUUGUUUAAUAUACACGCCAGAUAAGGAACAUUUUGGCAUAGUGCCAAUAGAAGCUAUGUAUAUGAAAUGUCCAGUUAUUGCUUGCAGUAGUGGUGGUCCACUAGAAACAGUUGUUGAUGGAAAAACAGGAUACCUUCGGGAAGGACUUCCUGACCAAUUUGCAGAAGCAAUGGAAAGAAUAGUGUGUGAUCCAAAAUCUGCCGAAAAACUAGGCGAGGCAGGAAAGAAACAUGUUGAGGAGAAAUUUUCAUUCAGGGCAUUUACAGACCAACUAAAUACAGUUAUUACUGAUUUAGUUAAAUAAGCAAUUUUUUCAUUCAUUUUCAUGUAGUAAUACAUAAGAAAAAUAAAUACAGAAAUAAUUUGUUGAAAAUGUCU
Molecule: messenger RNA, 1403 nt
Organism: Mercenaria mercenaria
Lineage: Eukaryota; Metazoa; Mollusca; Bivalvia; Venerida; Veneridae
Product: alpha-1,3/1,6-mannosyltransferase ALG2-like
Exons: 3
Coding region: 124-1329 (401 amino acids)
Molecular function (GO): alpha-1,3-mannosyltransferase activity; GDP-Man:Man(1)GlcNAc(2)-PP-Dol alpha-1,3-mannosyltransferase activity
Source: RefSeq, a predicted model, not a curated record